CCCGCCGCUUGUGAGCUCGCGAGAGGUGUGGCUCGCGCGAGGGGCGCGGCCUUGAGGCACAGUCCCCUCUGGAGGCGGGAUCUGGGCGGGCAGUCGAGAGACCAGGCCCAAUGGCAAAGAAAAGCCUGAGCGCUCGCGUCCCCAUAGGUCGCCAGAAACUUGGCGGAGCGAGCCAAGGGCGGAGUUUGAGAAAGGGGCUGCGUCCAAUGAGUGGAGCAGCGAGUACAGCGCGUCGACAGCGGAGGCGGGAAGGGGGCGGAGGCCGACCGAAGGCGGCUAGGGACUGGCUGAAGGGGAACCGCGGCAGGGGCCAAGCCUCCUCAACUAUGACCUCAACCGGCCAGGAUUCCACCACAACCAGGCAGCGAAGAAGUAGGCAGAACCCCCAGUCGCCCCCUCAGGACUCCAGUGUCACUUCGAAGCGAAAUAUUAAAAAGGGAGCCGUUCCCCGCUCUAUCCCCAAUCUAGCGGAGGUAAAGAAGAAAGGCAAAAUGAAGAAGCUCGGCCAAGCAAUGGAAGAAGACCUAAUCGUGGGACUGCAAGGGAUGGAUCUGAACCUUGAGGCUGAAGCACUGGCUGGCACUGGCUUGGUGUUGGAUGAGCAGCUAAAUGAAUUCCAUUGCCUCUGGGAUGACAGCUUCCCAGAAGGCCCUGAGCGGCUCCAUGCCAUCAAGGAGCAACUGAUCCAGGAGGGCCUCCUAGAUCGCUGCGUGUCCUUUCAGGCCCGGUUUGCUGAAAAGGAAGAGCUGAUGUUGGUUCACAGCCUAGAAUAUAUUGAUCUGAUGGAAACAACCCAGUACAUGAAUGAGGGAGAACUCCGUGUCCUAGCAGACACCUACGACUCAGUUUAUCUGCAUCCGAACUCAUACUCCUGUGCCUGCCUGGCCUCAGGCUCUGUCCUCAGGCUGGUGGAUGCGGUCCUGGGGGCUGAGAUCCGGAAUGGCAUGGCCAUCAUUAGGCCUCCUGGACAUCACGCCCAGCACAGUCUUAUGGAUGGCUAUUGCAUGUUCAACCACGUGGCUGUGGCUGCCCGCUAUGCUCAACAGAAACACCGCAUCCGGAGGGUCCUUAUCGUAGAUUGGGAUGUGCACCACGGUCAAGGAACACAGUUCACCUUCGACCAGGACCCCAGUGUCCUCUAUUUCUCCAUCCACCGCUACGAGCAGGGUAGGUUCUGGCCCCACCUGAAGGCCUCUAACUGGUCCACCACAGGUUUCGGCCAAGGCCAAGGAUAUACCAUCAAUGUGCCUUGGAACCAGGUGGGGAUGCGGGAUGCUGACUACAUUGCUGCUUUCCUGCACGUCCUGCUGCCAGUCGCCCUCGAGUUCCAGCCUCAGCUGGUCCUGGUGGCUGCUGGAUUUGAUGCCCUGCAAGGGGACCCCAAGGGUGAGAUGGCCGCCACUCCGGCAGGGUUCGCCCAGCUAACUCACCUGCUCAUGGGUCUGGCAGGAGGCAAGCUGAUCCUGUCUCUGGAGGGUGGCUACAACCUCCGCGCCCUGGCUGAAGGCGUCAGUGCUUCGCUCCACACCCUUCUGGGAGACCCUUGCCCCAUGCUGGAGUCACCUGGUGCCCCUUGCCGGAGUGCCCAGGCUUCAGUUUCCUGUGCUCUGGAAGCCCUUGAGCCCUUCUGGGAGGUUCUUGUGAGAUCAACUGAGACUGUGGAGAGGGACAACAUGGAGGAGGACAAUGUAGAGGAGAGCGAGGAGGAAGGACCCUGGGAGCCCCCUGUGCUCCCAAUCCUGACAUGGCCAGUGCUACAGUCUCGCACAGGGCUGGUCUAUGACCAAAGUAUGAUGAAUCACUGCAACUUGUGGGACAGCCACCACCCAGAGGUACCCCAGCGCAUCUUGCGGAUCAUGUGCCGUCUGGAGGAGCUGGGCCUUGCCGGGCGCUGCCUCACCCUGACACCGCGCCCUGCCACAGAGGCUGAGCUGCUCACCUGUCACAGUGCUGAGUACGUGGGUCAUCUCCGGGCCACAGAGAAAAUGAAAACCCGGGAGCUGCACCGUGAGAGUUCCAACUUUGACUCCAUCUAUAUCUGCCCCAGUACCUUCGCCUGUGCACAGCUUGCCACUGGCGCUGCCUGCCGCCUGGUGGAGGCUGUGCUCUCAGGAGAGGUUCUGAAUGGUGCUGCUGUGGUGCGUCCCCCAGGACACCACGCAGAGCAGGAUGCAGCUUGCGGUUUUUGCUUUUUCAACUCUGUGGCUGUGGCUGCUCGCCAUGCCCAGGCUAUCAGUGGGCAUGCCCUACGGAUCCUGAUUGUGGAUUGGGAUGUCCACCACGGUAAUGGAACUCAGCACAUGUUUGAGGAUGACCCCAGUGUGCUAUAUGUGUCCCUGCACCGCUAUGAUCAUGGCACCUUCUUCCCCAUGGGGGAUGAGGGUGCCAGCAGCCAGAUCGGCCGGGCUGCGGGCACAGGCUUCACCGUCAACGUGGCAUGGAACGGGCCCCGCAUGGGUGACGCUGACUACCUAGCUGCCUGGCAUCGCCUGGUGCUUCCCAUUGCCUACGAGUUUAACCCAGAACUGGUGCUGGUCUCAGCUGGCUUUGAUGCUGCACGGGGGGACCCGCUGGGGGGCUGCCAGGUGUCACCUGAGGGUUAUGCCCACCUCACCCACCUGCUGAUGGGCCUUGCCAGUGGCCGCAUUAUCCUUAUCCUAGAGGGUGGCUAUAACCUGACAUCCAUCUCAGAGUCCAUGGCUGCCUGCACUCGCUCCCUCCUUGGAUACCCACCACCCCUGCUGACCCUGCCACGGCCCCCACUAUCAGGGGCCCUGGCCUCAAUCACUGAGACCAUCCAAGUCCAUCGCAGAUACUGGCGCAGCUUACGGGUCAUGAAGGUAGAAGACAGAGAAGGACCCUCCAGUUCUAAGUUGGUCACCAAGAAGGCACCCCAACCAGCCAAACCUAGGUUAGCUGAGCAGAUGACCACACGAGAAAAGAAGGUUCUGGAAGCAGGCAUGGGGAAAGUCACCUCGGCAUCAUUUGGGGAAGAGUCCACUCCAGGCCAGACUAAGUCAGAGACAGCUGUGGUGGCCCUCACUCAGGACCAGCCCUCAGAGGCAGCCACAGGGGGAGCCACUCUGGCCCAGACCAUUUCUGAGGCAGCCAUUGGGGGAGCCAUGCUGGGCCAGACCACCUCAGAGGAGGCUGUCGGGGGAGCCACUCUGGACCAGACCACCUCAGAGGAGACUGUGGGAGGAGCCAUUCUGGACCAGACCACCUCAGAGGAUGCUGUUGGGGGAGCCACGCUGGGCCAGACUACCUCAGAGGAGGCUGUAGGAGGAGCUACACUGGCCCAGACCACCUCGGAGGCAGCCAUGGAGGGAGCCACACUGGACCAGACUACGUCAGAGGAGGCUCCAGGGGGCACCGAGCUGAUCCAAACUCCUCUAGCUUCGAGCACAGACCACCAGACCCCCCCAACCUCACCUGUGCAGGGAACUACACCCCAGAUAUCUCCCAGUACACUGAUUGGGAGUCUCAGGACCUUGGAGCUAGGCAGCGAAUCUCAGGGGGCCUCAGAAUCUCAGGCCCCAGGAGAGGAGAACCUACUAGGAGAGGCAGCUGGAGGUCAGGACAUGGCUGAUUCGAUGCUGAUGCAGGGAUCUAGGGGCCUCACUGAUCAGGCCAUAUUUUAUGCUGUGACACCACUGCCCUGGUGUCCCCAUUUGGUGGCAGUAUGCCCCAUACCUGCAGCAGGCCUAGACGUGACCCAACCUUGUGGGGACUGUGGAACAAUCCAAGAGAAUUGGGUGUGUCUCUCUUGCUAUCAGGUCUACUGUGGUCGUUACAUCAAUGGCCACAUGCUCCAACACCAUGGAAAUUCUGGACACCCGCUGGUCCUCAGCUACAUCGACCUGUCAGCCUGGUGUUACUACUGUCAGGCCUAUGUCCACCACCAGGCUCUCCUAGAUGUGAAGAACAUCGCCCACCAGAACAAGUUUGGGGAGGAUAUGCCCCACCCACACUAAGCCCCAGAAUACGGUCCCUCUUCACCUUCUGAGGCCCACGAUAGACCAGCUGUAGCUCAUUCCAGCCUGUACCUUGGAUGAGGGGUAGCCUCCCACUGCAUCCCAUCCUGAAUAUCCUUUGCAACUCCCCAAGAGUGCUUAUUUAAGUGUUAAUACUUUUAAGAGAACUGCGACGAUUAAUUGUGGAUCUCCCCCUGCCCAUUGCCUGCUUGAGGGGCACCACUACUCCAGCCCAGAAGGAAAGGGGGGCAGCUCAGUGGCCCCAAGAGGGAGCUGAUAUCAUGAGGAUAACAUUGGCGGGAGGGGAGUUAACUGGCAGGCAUGGCAAGGUUGCAUAUGUAAUAAAGUACAAGCUGUUAAAAAA
Molecule: messenger RNA, 4338 nt
Organism: Gorilla gorilla gorilla (western lowland gorilla)
Lineage: Eukaryota; Metazoa; Chordata; Mammalia; Primates; Hominidae
Gene: HDAC6
Product: histone deacetylase 6
Exons: 29
Coding region: 111-3974 (1287 amino acids)
Biological process (GO): epigenetic regulation of gene expression
Cellular component (GO): histone deacetylase complex
Molecular function (GO): histone deacetylase activity; zinc ion binding
Source: RefSeq, a predicted model, not a curated record